CUGCUCUGGCGCACACAGAUGGCACAUGGCAGAGCCCAAGCCCUCUCCAUGAGAUCUGCAGUGUUUGUCCACACGGCAAGGCAAAUUACCUUGUAGAGUCAGCAUGGAGGUUUGCUAACUCUGCCAGACUUGGUGCAGGAAAAAUACCAGCCAUGCUGCUAAAUCAAAACCCCAUGAGAAAACUUUCUGGUGACAGUGGGGCAUUGUGACCCACGUUGCCCAGGGCCAGGGAAAGGGCAGCUGCUCAUGGUCCUUCCUCACAAGUUUUCCUGGAGCAGAUGGACACUCCCAAGCCCAGGGAGCCCACAGGAGCUUCAGAAGGGCUUGGCUGGAGGGCGGGGCCCCUGGUGCACUUGCUCACUGGGGACUGGGGAGGCUCUGAUCGCAGACCGGGGAUGCUGCCACCUCUGUCUGCUGCCGGCAGAAAGCCACAAGCCAUGAAAACUGAUUGAGACUAGAAGAAUUCAUCUGGGACUGGCUUUUGCUUUAGGAUGGUGUUGGAAGUUGCUCAUUGUCACUAGAAGCCUGGUCCACUAUAAGGGUGUCGGGAUCUGAAGAGCUAUGGUGAAACAUCACUGAAGCAUUGCCAAGGAUGGGGCUGGUGAGCAGCAAAAAGCCGGACAAGGAAAAGCCGAUCAAGGAGAAGGACCACAGACAACGGAGCCCCCUGAAGGUCAGCACUGAAGACAAGGAUCCCCCGCCACUGCCACCCCUGGUUGUCUUCAACCACCUUACUCCUCCACCGCCUGAUGAAUACCCGGAUGAAGAUGAGCAUUUCGUGGUGGCUCUGUAUGACUACACCGCCAUGAAUGACCGGGACCUGCAGAUGCUGAAGGGGGAGAAGCUACAGGUCCUGAAGGGAACUGGAGACUGGUGGCUGGCCAAGUCACUCGUCACAGGAAGAGAAGGCUAUGUGCCCAGCAACUUUGUGGCCCGAGUGGAGAGCCUGGAAGUAGAAAGGUGGUUCUUUAGAUCACUGGGCCGAAAGGAGGCCGAGAGGCAGCUUCUUGCUCCAAUCAACAAGGCUGGCUCCUUUCUUAUCAGAGAGAGUGAAACCAACAAAGGUGCCUUCUCCCUGUCUGUGAAGGACGUCACCACCCAGGGGGAGCUGAUCAAGCACUAUCAGAUCCGCUCCCUGGACGAAGGGGGCUACUACAUCUCCCCCCGGAUCACCUUCCCCUCGCUCCAGGCCCUGGUGCAGCACUAUUCUAAGAAGGGGGAUGGUCUCUGCCAGAGGCUGACCCUGCCCUGUGUGAGCCUGGCCCCGCAGAACCCCUGGGCCCAAGAUGAAUGGGAAAUCCCUCGGCAGUCUCUCAAGCUGGUCAGGAAACUCGGGUCUGGACAAUUCGGCGAAGUCUGGAUGGGUUACUACAAAAACAACAUGAAGGUGGCCAUUAAGACGCUGAAGGAGGGAACCAUGUCUCCAGAAGCCUUCCUGGGCGAGGCCAACGUGAUGAAGGCUCUGCAGCACGAGCGGCUGGUCCGACUCUAUGCAGUGGUCACCAAGGAGCCCAUCUACAUUGUCACCGAGUACAUGGCCAGAGGAUGCCUGCUGGAUUUCCUGAAGACAGAUGAAGGGAGCAGAUUGUCACUCCCAAGGCUGAUUGACAUGUCGGCACAGAUUGCUGACGGGAUGGCAUACAUCGAGCGCAUGAAUUCCAUCCACCGCGACCUGCGGGCGGCCAACAUCCUGGUGUCUGAGGCCUUGUGCUGCAAAAUUGCUGAUUUUGGCUUGGCUCGAAUCAUCGACAGUGAAUACACGGCCCAAGAGGGGGCCAAGUUCCCCAUCAAGUGGACAGCCCCGGAAGCCAUCCACUUCGGGGUCUUCACCAUCAAAGCAGACGUGUGGUCCUUUGGAGUCCUCCUGAUGGAAGUUGUUACUUACGGGCGGGUGCCAUACCCAGGGAUGAGCAACCCCGAGGUCAUCCGCAACCUGGAGCGCGGCUACCGCAUGCCGCGCCCCGACACCUGCCCGCCCGAGCUGUACCGCGGCGUCAUCGCCGAGUGCUGGCGCAGCCGGCCCGAGGAGCGGCCCACCUUCGAGUUCCUGCAGUCGGUGCUGGAGGACUUCUACACGGCCACCGAGCGGCAGUACGAGCUGCAGCCCUAGCGAGCCGCGCCCGCCUGCGCCCCGUGCCCACCUCUGCGCGGACGACCCCGAACUUUCGGGCCAGCCCGGACGGGCCGCGAAGGCGGGGGGGUCGGCUGUGCCCAUUUCUCAGACCCGAAAACCAGUGGGCAGAGGCAGCUUCGCAGGGGGUCCCCGGACGGACUCCUUCACCGACUGUGUACCCUCGGGCGAGUUACGCGACCUCUCAGUGACGCUUCAUUGGUAAAGGGGCUGUAACAGUGACCUCGCACGGUCACCCGGAGUACUAAGUUAGCCCCAAUAAGGCGUUCAGGACUAGUAAGCGACUAUCAUCAAGUAAGGCCCCCGUGCUGGGCCCUGACCGAGGAGUCGCCGCCGCUGGCCGCGUCCCCGCCGCUGCGCCCUGCAGGGACCCCGCCCUGCUCCGCUGCAGAAGCCAGACUGGGUCCCCCGGACGCCAGCAGGGGCAGUCCCAGCCUAGGCCGCGCUCCAGCACUGCGGGGCUUUUCCGCAAUAAAGUCACGAGCUUUCGA
Messenger RNA from Nomascus leucogenys (northern white-cheeked gibbon), 2622 nucleotides. NCBI's taxonomy places the organism in Eukaryota, Metazoa, Chordata, Mammalia, Primates, Hylobatidae. The record is from RefSeq and is a predicted model, not a curated record.